Messenger RNA from Leopardus geoffroyi (Geoffroy's cat), 389 nucleotides. Its product is annotated as metallothionein-2. Gene Ontology annotation, molecular function: metal ion binding. The transcript is spliced from 3 exons. The coding region runs from base 48 to 233 and encodes 61 amino acids. The record is from RefSeq and is a predicted model, not a curated record. NCBI's taxonomy places the organism in Eukaryota, Metazoa, Chordata, Mammalia, Carnivora, Felidae.
CCUCUUGUGUCGCCUGCUUUGGACUUCCGUCGUUACCUCGACUCCAGAUGGACCCCAACUGCUCCUGCUCCGCCGGUGGCUCCUGCACGUGCGCCGGCUCCUGCACGUGCAAAGAGUGCAGAUGCACCUCCUGCAAGAAGAGCUGCUGCUCCUGCUGCCCCGUGGGCUGUGCCAAGUGUGCCCAGGGCUGCAUCUGCAAAGGGGCAUCGGACAAGUGCAGCUGCUGUGCCUGAUGUGGGGGAGCACCUGUUCCAGAUGUAAAUAGAGCAACAUGUACAAACCUGCAGUUUUGUUUUUUUUUUACUUUUUCAUAUUACCAUGACCUGUUUGCUACAUUCCUGUUUCUGUGAGAUAUUUGAAUGACAAUAAAUCAUCUAGACUCUUCUGGC